Messenger RNA from Aspergillus sclerotioniger CBS 115572, 1472 nucleotides. RefSeq lists its product as uncharacterized. NCBI's taxonomy places the organism in Eukaryota, Fungi, Ascomycota, Eurotiomycetes, Eurotiales, Aspergillaceae. The transcript is spliced from 2 exons. The record is from RefSeq and is a predicted model, not a curated record. The coding region runs from base 30 to 1472 and encodes 480 amino acids.
UUCAACACAUGAUUUGAUCUCCAGCAAUCAUGCCAAUCCCAACCCGCUCGCUUUCGCUUCGUGAGCCCCGCAAGCAGGUUAGUAGCCUCCUACCAAUUCGCGAUGAUGGCCGCGCGACAAGAUCUCCUCGACUACAACAGCAGCCAGAUAGUCGGAUCUCCCAGAGGGCAAGCAAACCCUCGGAAAAAGGACAACAUCCGCUACAGAACCAGUCCACCCAGGAGGCUGCCGGCAUAACCCGUCGCCAAAGCCUCAUCAGACCCAGCCCUCUGAAGCCAUCGGUCCCUCUGAAGCCUACGAUCACCUCAACAGCGUCUCGAAGAACUCCUAUUGCGCCGAGUCCGUCAUCUCCGGUCAAACAAGAGAUACCCAAACAGAAUGGACGACCUUUAUCUCCGAAGAAAACAGAUAUGCCUCCCCCACCACGUCUUGCCCGAUCGGCCUCUGUAAAGCAACUUGCCGCUUCGAGCUCGAGCACCCCGUCCAUAACUAGAGGUCACACGCGCCACCGCAGCCAGGGAAUUACGCUUGCUCCGGGUCAAGCUUCGAGAAAGAUUAAGCCUCCCUCGCCAUCACCCACCACCGCACGGUCAAGGGCUCAGUUCACGACCUAUCAACAAAAUUUCUCGCCAAAGAAGGCCGCUCAAGCAGCAACAGCAACAACAUUGGCAGAUUCUCCUGCAGAGGAUGCGGAUUCCACGUUAAUAUCGUCAUUUUGGCCGGAAGUUGCGGCACUGCAAACAGAACUCUUACAGCUGAGCCUCGUUCACUUGUCGUCCUUCCGCCAGCACGCUGAAUGGAAAUCUAAUGCUGAGGCACAACUACGGAGCGAAUAUGACUCGGUAGCAAACGACUAUCGAGCGGCCCUGAGCGAAGAGAAGGGGUACCAAAGACGACUCAAUGGGCAAGCAUUGCAUUACUGGCUUGAAAACUCCCGUGAGCGCGAUGGACAGCAAGGCUUUGCAGAGCAGAUCCGGGUGUUUUCUCAGGUGACGGAGGAAGUCUACAACAUAUCCGACAGUUUGGGAGGACGGUAUGCAGCGAUCGUCCAGGAAUUCGAGGCCUGGUUUCAAAAAGUCGAGGAUAUACGGACCUAUCGCCUCCAUCAAGGCGGAGGCUUGGACCAGGUGGUCUUCAUUGAUCCCUUGAACCAGUCCUGGAGGGACGAGACGUCUACCUUGGUCAUGAAGCUGGAGCUGUGCUUAAGACAGCUGCAAAGCCUGGACAUCCUUGGAUACGGAGAAGCAGGGCCCCUUAGCGGUUCUGCGCUAUUCCGUACCGCGACGAGUCUGGAAGAUAUGGCCAACAUGAUGAUCGAGGAACUGAACACGAUCCGUAAGAUUGAAAGUGAUGUUGUAAAGUCCGAGAGAGUGUGGGUUAGUCAACUGGCUCGGCAGUUGACUGCAGUUUCGGCACAUGACCAGAGGCUCCUAAGAGUUGGAAUGUGGAACCAGCCGUCGUUGCAUUCAUGA